UUCUCUUCCUCGUGAUCGAGGAGCCGCUCCGGGCAGGCCCCGGCGCCCACGGGUGGGCGCGGCGGAGACGCGAGACAGCCCGCGGGCGCCCGCACACGGCUUCGCCCGCCGCCGUGUGCCGGCCGCGCCGACACGGCGGACAUGGCCGCCCUACUCUUCGUGCGUGGGGGGAAGGAUCCGAGAGGCGGCCUCUCCAGCCGAGAGCCGGCGCUGCGAUGCGCUGAGCCAAAGUUCCCGGCCGCAGGCGCCGCCAAGCCGAGCACAGCCGCCGCGCAGGCGCCGCCCAGGGCGCGCCCCGCGGGCCCUGCGCCGCCGACGGUGGGCCGUCGGCGGUGCGCGGCGGGCCCUGCGCCAGCUCAGGCCGCGCCCGCGCCCGCGCCCGCGCGGACCUCCGCGACGCGGAAGCUGUGCGGCGCGCCCGCGCCGGUCACGCGCGGGAGCUCGAAGACGACCAGGUGCCGGCCUCACGCGCAUGUCCACCAGGGGCCCACCGCGGCGACCGCCCCAGCGCUCCUCCGCCGCCAGCGCAACGGCCACCUGCAGCCAGCUCGCGCCGUGGUGCUCCGCUCGCCCGGCGCCUGCACCACCUCGCAGGCGUGCGGGGUCAUCUCCCACCGCUUCGCCCCCUGAGGCCGCUCGCGCGCCCACGCCGCCCACGCCGCGCCAGCGGCGAGGUCGAAGCCGAUGGGCUGCGCCCUCCGCGCGGCAGCGGCGGCCUCCACGUCCUCCGGGAGGUCACGGAACCGCUCCAUGAACCGCAGGUUGAAUGCGUCGAUAUGUCGCCGGCGGCCUGGCCCGCCAGGCUCAAGAGCUUCUGCGCCUCGCGGAGACGGAAGAAGGUCUCCAGGGUGUUGGACGGCACCAACAGCUGCUUCGGCACGUCGGGAUUACUCUCCCAUGGCCCGCGAACUGGGGGCUCGAAGAUGACGCUCUUCUCGGGCCACUGCAGGUCCUGGACGAGAGACACCUCCGCAGUGGGCGUGGCUCAAUUGGGGGGGGGGGGUCACAACUGGAGGGGGGGGGGUCAGAAAAGGCCCCCUCUCGUGCCCCUCCAGGGCCCCAGGGGACUCCUUUAGGCACCGUUCGGGUACCUUUGCCCGGCGCCCAACCGCACCCGCGGCCUCGCGGGCCGGGCCCCUGGGCCGCGACCCCGCGGACACGGGGCGCCUCGUCGCGGAGGCCCCGCGCGGAGCGCGCCCCUGCCACCGCGCCUCCGCGGUAGUACCCAGCCCCCCGACGUUGUUUUUUUUCACAGCGUCGACCCCCAGAGGUCUGGACCCCUUCCCCAGGACCGGUUCUUC
Molecule: messenger RNA, 1301 nt
Organism: Prorocentrum cordatum
Lineage: Eukaryota; Dinophyceae; Prorocentrales; Prorocentraceae
Source: the annotation of a GenBank genome assembly